Molecule: messenger RNA, 2313 nt
Organism: Recurvomyces mirabilis
Lineage: Eukaryota; Fungi; Ascomycota; Dothideomycetes; Mycosphaerellales; Teratosphaeriaceae
Gene: RIM8
Product: ph-response sensor protein
Exons: 2
Coding region: 1-2313 (770 amino acids)
Biological process (GO): ubiquitin-dependent endocytosis
Cellular component (GO): plasma membrane; cytosol; cytoplasm
Molecular function (GO): protein-macromolecule adaptor activity; ubiquitin protein ligase binding
Source: RefSeq, a predicted model, not a curated record
AUGCCAUCCGCCGGUGACCGUACACCCUCAGCGCUAUCUUCAACUCUAUCAGGCCGGCGUAUCAUCUCCCGAAUCGCCUCGCCUUUCUCCUCCAAAUCGCGAAGCAUCGGCGCCUUCUCCAUCGAUGUCACUGAUCCCCACCGACAAUACUCGCCUGGCGAUGUAGUCGUCGGAAGUGUACGACUACGCAUCUUGAAGCCCUGUCGCGUUACGCAUAUCGUCGUCUCGCUGCAUGGCUAUGUACAGGUGUUCAAGAAUCCGGGAUCACCUGGAGAGGGGUUUCGAGCAAACAACUCGUACAUUGGCACGGGCAGAGGAAAGAAAUCUGGCGAAUACUUUGGUAAUGGCUUUGCAUCGCUGUUCGAGGACGAAGUCGUCCUUUGCGGAGACGGCAGGCUCGCAGAGGGAUCAUAUCAGUUCAACUUUGAGCUACAAUUUCCGGACAAAGAUCUGCCGAGUAGCAUCGAUUUCGAGCGCGGAACCAUUUCCUACAUGAUAUCGGCGACCAUGACGAGACCAACGACCAUGUCACCAACCAUGGUCUGCGACCAAAAGGUAUAUUUCGUCGAAAAGAUAGAUAUUUCACCUAUCUACCCACCGAAACCACGGACCAUCAUGCUGGAGUCUGUGUCAAAAAGGUCACGUGCGAGACACCAGGCUCGCAAAUUAGUCGACAGCUCGGAGCGCCGGAGUCGCAGGGCCGAAUCGAGUUUGCAUAGCGAUGCGGAUCGCAGCAGUAUAGCAACGAGUCUACGAACCAAUCCGGAGAACCCUAUCAGCCCGACUCGUAGUGAGAUCAGCUUCGAUAGUGCAGGAAGCAGCAACGGCCAGAGUUCACAGUUCGACGCCAACCGACCGUCUCUAGUCGGAAGUGAUGACAGCAAAGCCACUGCUCCUGGCUCACAUAUGGGAACCAAGACCAUCACUGCGACUGUUGAACCACUCACUGGAGGAUGUCUUAGAGGUGAUAACAUUACCAUUCAGGUCAAUGUCAAUCAUACAAAGCCCAUCAAAAGCAUAUAUGGGGUCAUCGCAACACUAUACCGCCAAGCUCGAGUCGACAUGCAUCCUGCCAUACCUCUUGGGCCGACGGAGAAAGGCACAGAGAGCAAGUACGAGGACUAUUACCCGAAGUCCAUCACUGGCUUAGGAGGCCUUUCGUUGUCCGGAGCUGGUUCAAACCAUUUGUUUCGCAAGGAUCUGACGCAAACCAUGGUACCACUUUACAUUGAUCCAGGCACUCUUACAGCAGAAGUCAGCCCCAAGGUCCGUGUCCCAGACGAAGCUUUCCCGACGAUCUCAUGCGUACCUGGCGCGAUGAUCAGUUUUAAGUACUUUGUGGAAGUACUUGUCGACAUUCAAGGUCGCCUCGGCAGUCAGGAUCGAACAAUUGCUGGCCUGGGCCUGAGUAACGGUCGUUCGACCAUGAAUGUGCCAGAGGGAGGAGAACAGCCUUCUACAUCGUUCGGCUCUGCACUUGUGGACACUGCACCGAUUCGACGAGAUAAAGGAGUGCUCACCUGCACUUUCGAGAUCGUCGUGGGUACGCGCGACAGUGCUCGGAGAAAGGGCAAGCAAAGAGCAGAGGCUGCGCCCGAGCCUGAGGCCGAACCGCAGCAAGGGGCGCCCCAGCAAGACCAGAGAGUGGCGAACGGAAGCGCCACACCAGCUGCGACUGCAGCGCAUCCGACGCACUCGAACGGGCAGCACUAUGACUAUUGGCACGAUCAUACCGUACCAUACGACCAGCACUAUUGGCCGGAAGAAUAUCACGAUGGGUACCACCAGCCCAUCUAUGACCACACGUACGAUGGACAAUACCACUAUGCGGGACAUGAGCCUCCGCCGCCUGCAAUACCCAUCCCCAUCAUGCCAGACGAAUCGCAAAUGUCUGAGAAAGAACGCAUACGCCAAGCGGAAGCACGUUUACUACCCAGCGCGCCACCAGGUGUGUCAACCAGCUCGGAGGACAACAUCUAUGACGAGGCAACCGCACCAGAUCUAUCAGACGACGUAGCCGGUCCUGUUCCGCGCGAACAAGACGUCUCAGCAAUGCCACGGUCGGCGUCGAUCGCUCCAGCGUACGAAGGACCUAACGACAGGCCAGCCAUAUCACCUUCUGCAAUAGGCAACGAAUCCCACAGCAGUGAGCUCGAGCAUGAAGCUUCCGCACCAAGUCUCGAAGACAUGACAGGCGCUAGCAACGGCGACGUAACUCACACAACACAGAAUCACGACUCUAAUGCACCUUCUACCAUUGACAGCCACGCAGACGCCGCAGGCUCUUCGGACUUGCCACGAUACGAGCGAUAG